Messenger RNA from Brassica oleracea var. oleracea, 1565 nucleotides. RefSeq names its product ribulose-1,5 bisphosphate carboxylase/oxygenase large subunit N-methyltransferase, chloroplastic-like. Gene Ontology annotation, biological process: peptidyl-lysine monomethylation. Gene Ontology annotation, molecular function: protein binding; protein-lysine N-methyltransferase activity. Lineage: Eukaryota; Viridiplantae; Streptophyta; Magnoliopsida; Brassicales; Brassicaceae. The record is from RefSeq and is a predicted model, not a curated record. Bases 52 to 1452 code for a protein of 466 amino acids. The transcript is spliced from 15 exons.
UACGAGGCGGUGGUUGCUCACGCGCGACGAAUUAAGGGACUUUGGUAGGAGAUGUUAUUGUGCGCUCCGACGGUGAAGCUGUUAGUCUUCCAGCAACGGCGCACUUUCACCUCUUCUUUAGCAAAGCGUUUCAGCUUCAAUGCACAAUCACUCACAGAGUCUCAAGCUCAGGCUGCUUUGGAUAAGGAGUGCAUUGACUUCUUACCUUGGUUAGAGCAAGUUGCUGGAGCCAAGAUAACUAACACUCUUUCCAUUGGUAAAUCCCCCCAUGGAAGGGCCUUGUUUGCCUCAAAAGUAAUCCAUGCUGGGGACUGCAUUCUGAAAGUCCCUUUUAAUGCGCAAAUAACUCCGGAUGAGCUUCCAACUGAUAUUAGCGUUUCAUUGACUGAUGAAGUUGGAAACAUAGGAAAGCUUGCUGCUCUUCUUAUGAUCGAGAUAAACGCUGGUCAAAACUCUCGAUGGUUCCCUUAUAUCAGCCGACUUCCUCAGCUUUCAGAUAUGCACAGCACGAUCUUCUGGGAUGAAAAUGAGUUCAGCAUGAUUCGUUGUAGCGCAGUUCACAAGGAAACUGUAAAACAAAAAGCUCGGAUAGAAAAGGAAUUCUCACUUGUAUCACAAGCAUUCAAGGAACAUCUUCCCAAAGCCAUUGAACGCCCAGCUCUGGAAAAUUUCAUGUAUGCAUACACAUUAGUGGGAUCACGUGCGUGGGAAACCUCGAGAGGCAUAUCACUGAUUCCGUUUGCAGAUUUCAUGAACCAUGAUGGACUUUCUGCAUCGAUCGUUUUGACUGAUGAAGACAACCAACUAUCUGAGGUCACUGCAGAUCGUGACUACAGUCCUGGUGACGAGGUUCUCAUUAGGUAUGGAGAAUUCUCAAAUGCUACACUCAUGCUGGAUUUUGGAUUUACACUUCCUUACAACACUCAUGACGAGGUUCAAAUCCAAAUGGAUAUACCAAAUGAUGACCCUCUUCGGAACAUGAAGCUGGGACUUCUCCAAACCCAUUACACAAGAAGUGUCAAAGAUAUCAAUAUCUUUCACUCUUCUUAUGAUACUUUCACAAUCAAGGAAGUGAAAUCAGCUACAGGGAAAGGAAUUCCUCAGUCACUCCGAGCAUUUGCACGUCUUCUCUCUUGUACCUCUCCUCAAGAGCUAAAUGAUUUGUCAAAAGAAGCUGAACAAAACGAUGGCCGGCUAGCUCGGCUUCCCUUUAAAGACAGGAGCAGAGAGUUGGAGGCUCAUAAGAUCAUCUUGGCUCAUAUCAACAGAUUAAUUGAGGAUCAUAAUGUUUGCAUCAAGGAACUAGAAGCAUCUGAUUGCCAUUUUGAAUCACAAAGGUUUACGGUUAGAAGGCAGAUGGCAAGAGAUCUUCUCUUCGGUGAGCUUCGUGGUCUGAGGUCUGCAGCUGAAUGGCUUAAUCAUUAUUGCGCAAACUUGUUUUCAGCACCUUAAAUGAGACUCAAGUGACUAUGGAGCCAGAUCCUAAAGAUCAAGAGUUUAAGUAUAACGAUAAGCCUUUGUAUGAAAAUAUCAAAUGAAAUAGUAUAUGUAUAAACAUGAGGAUG